CUCGUGUCGUGUGUCUACUAGAGGCUCACUCGUACACAAUCUUUCCACUGCCAACUUUCUGGCCUAUAGCGGGAAUUCCGCCAAUCUUAUGAUUGAUCGUGGCUGCUGACGAUAAAGUUGAUAAUAUAUAAUGCAGUUUACGGUCCAACACUGAGGCUGUACUUAUUCCCCAACUGUUGAUCACUUAUUCUUUUGUGGGUUGAAAGAGAAUUAAUUAAAGAAGCUAGCAACGGAACCAAAAGAAGCAGGGGAAAGGACAUAGUACAUUCUAGUUUUUGCUUUAUCAAGAAUUAUAUAAUAGGCCAAUAUGGUGGAUCUUGGUUCAGAGGAGACUGCACAACCUUCAACUACUGUUAACAUGUUCACUAAGAAAAAAGAGCUUCUUUCCAAUGUUAUGAAAAGGACCUCCGAAUGGAUUUUAUCCCAGGAGAUCCCAAGUGAUAUAACUGUUCAUGUUGCAGGAACUUCCUUUGCUCUGCACAAAUUCCCACUAGUCUCAAAGUGCGGAUAUAUAAGGAAGUUGGUCGCAAAAUCCAAUGAUGCUAAUCUUUCUGAAAUUGAAAUCCCUGACAUUCCUGGUGGAUCAGAGGCAUUUGAAUUUGCAGCAAAAUUUUGUUAUGAAAUAAACUUUGAGAUAAGCUCAGGAAACAUCGCAAUGCUUAGAUGUGUAGCAGAAUAUCUUGAUAUGACAGAUGACUAUGCAGUUGGAAAUUUGGUAAUAUUAUCAGAAGCCUACUUAAAUGAAGUAGCACUUAAGAGCAUUGCAGGUGCAGUUUCCGUUCUGCACUCUUCAGAAAAACUUCUUCCCAUUGCAGAAAAUAUAAAAUUGGUGAACAGAAGCAUAGAUACAAUUGCAUACAUAGUUUGCAAGGAUAGCCAUUUUUGUAAGUCAGGUAGAAUAGAGGUCGACGCUAAUAGCUUGAUGAAUUCCUCUACAUUAUCAAAUCCUAGGCCUAUUGUUGUUGACUGGUGGGCUGAGGAUUUAACUGUCCUUAGAAUUGAUUUUUUCCAAAGGGUUCUAAUUGCUAUGAUGGCUAGGGGAUACAAACAGUAUGCUCUUGGACCAGUAUUGAUGCUCUAUUCACAGAAAUCUCUUCAAAAUUUGGAAAUAUCAGGAAAGGAAAGGAAAUUGAUUGAGCAAAGACGAGUACAUGAAAAGAGGGUUGUUGUUGAAACCAUUGUUAGUCUUUUGCCAAGGGAGAAAAAUGCAUUGGCAGUUAGUUUUCUCUCAAUGCUUCUUCGCUCUGCAAUAUAUCUAGAAACCACAGUUGCUUGCAGAGUAGAUUUGGAGAGGAGAAUGGCGUUGCAACUUGGAGAGGCUGUAUUAGAUGAUUUGUUAAUUCCUUCAUAUUCUUCCUUCACAAAAGACACAUUAUUUGAUGUUGAAAUCGUGCAACGUAUCACGACGAAUUUCAUUGAGUAUGAAAUGGUGGAAAAUCGGUUGGGCUUCAACGAUGAAGAGUAUGCGCCUCCAUUAGCAAGUGAAAUGGAGAAAGUAGGGGAACUCAUGGAAGAUUACCUUGCUAAAAUAGCCUCUGACAAUAAUCUAUCUGUUUCGCAGUUUAUUAGUAUUGCUGAAGUGAUUCCAGAGCAAUGUGAAGAUAGGAUGUACAAGGCCAUUGACACUUAUUUGAAGGCACAUCCAGCUCUAAGUGAUAAUGAGUGAAAAAGAGUUUGCAGUGUUAUGAACUGUCAAAAGCUAACUCGAGAAGCUUGUGCUCAUGCUGCUCAGAAUGAGAGGCUCCCUGUUCAGACUGUUGUGCAAGUGCUUUACCAUGAACAACAACGCCUUCGCCAAGUUAUGGAUGGUAGUCUAGCCGAUGCAGAUCAGUCAUCCGCCGACAAUAACCCUGUUACAGAUGAAUUCUCAAGUCUAAAAAGAGAAAAUCAAGAUCUAAAAUUCGAGCUAGUGAAAAUGAAAACGAGAUUGAAAGAAAUAGAAAAAUGUGGUGACAAAUCAGCUGCUAGCACCCCUUUGGAGAUCACCACUCCAAUAUCUUCUGAUAAACCUCGUUUGCGAAGAAAAUCUUUCAUAAGCUCAGUUUCCGAAAAGCUUGGGAAACUGUAUCCAAUAUCAUUUGGAGCUGAUCAUGUAGUCAUGCCAUCAGCCAGCAAAGGAAGAUAUAAACCAAUUAGUAGAUAUAGGCGUUAUUCUAUAUCAUGAUGCAGUAAAAUUUGCCAUUAAACUGUUGGUUUUGGCUGAAGUAGAUUGCACUAUUUGAACUUUUGGGAAAGCAGUAAUGGAUUUAGCUAUA
Molecule: messenger RNA, 2255 nt
Organism: Nicotiana tabacum (common tobacco)
Lineage: Eukaryota; Viridiplantae; Streptophyta; Magnoliopsida; Solanales; Solanaceae
Product: BTB/POZ domain-containing protein SR1IP1-like
Molecular function (GO): protein binding
Source: RefSeq, a predicted model, not a curated record